Molecule: messenger RNA, 504 nt
Organism: Prorocentrum cordatum
Lineage: Eukaryota; Dinophyceae; Prorocentrales; Prorocentraceae
Source: the annotation of a GenBank genome assembly
GCCCUCGGCCCCUGGAUACCCCAGAUCGCCGUGCUCUUCGCGGUGCCCAUCGUCGGCGGCACAGUGGCGUCGAGCGCGGAGCAGGUGUGGGGCGGCGACGCCGGCCUGCACGUGGCGGUGAUUGGAAUGCUCUUGCUGAGCACGUCCCUGGCCUACACGCUCUCCUGGGCGACCGGCGGAUGCGAGAUGGAGCGGCGGGCCAUGGCCAUGGAGUUCGCGGUGAAGAACGUGGUCUUCGCAUCGGUGCUCCUGAGAGACCACUUCGAGGAUCAGGCGACUCAGGCCUGCGCGAGCAGUCGAUCCGCCGCUACUCCUUGCGCGGGCACGGACAGGGCGCCGACUUUGUCGUCGUGUUCCUCGUGUCGGGGCACGAGCGCCCAGACUAUGGCUGGGAGGGCGAUGCCCCACAGGGCGACUCUCUCACACCUGGCCGAGAAGAAUUCCCUGAUCGCAGCGUUGACCUUGUUGAAUUGGGCCAUCCUCGUGGUGCGGUCGACCCUGUAG